AGUAAUCAGUUAGGAAAGAAACAAUGCAUUGAACAAGUUCAAGGACUCCAAACAUAUUUCUACCAUCCUUCCUGUAGUCCUGGGAAAAAUGCACUGACUCUCUUGUGCAUUCAGAAUAGGGUUCACUCAAUGGUCUAGCUAAUCACAAUCAUGGAUGUAUAAAAUCGAUAAAGGAGAAUAAUCCACAAUUUUUCCAAACUGAAGAUUUUUUUCUAUACAACAUUUUGGAAAGAAAACCUCCUUGGGGGGCGGUGGGAUCCAGUUGUGAAGUCCAUGGAACCUAAAGAUGAUACUGAACAGUCAUUGGCAUUUACCGUCAACAAGACCAAAGAUGGUUUAUGGACCACAGCUGCCAAUGGGUCUAUACAGAUUCGGAUUGACGAUAGCUGCUCCCAGCCUGCUGUAACUGUGCACCAGAUGUUUCUCGAAUGUGUUGAUAAAUAUGGAAAUCUAAACGCCAUGUCAAGCAAGAUCAAUGGUUUAUGGGAGCAUGUCACCUUCCUGGAAUACUACAAGUUCUCUCGUCGAGCUGCCAAGAGCUUCAUAAAGCUUGGAUUGGAACCAUUUCAUAGUGUCGGAAUACUUGGGUUUAAUUCUCCAGAAUGGUUUAUUUCCGCGGUGGGAGCUGUGUUUGCAGGAGGAAUUGCUACGGGGAUCUAUGCAACCAAUUCACCCGAAGCCUGCCACUACAUUGCUAGUGACUGCAAAGCCAAAAUUAUCGUAGUCGAAAACCAGAAACAACUGGAAAAGAUCCUACAGAUAUGGGAGAAAUUACCUCACCUUAAAGCUGUUGUUCAGUAUAAAGGCAGCUUACAGGAGAAAACUCCAAAUGUAUACACGUGGGAAGAGUUCGUGGAAUUGGGGAAAGAUAUUGCUGAAAGUCAGCUGGAUGACAUCAUAAGCUCCCAGAAACCCAACCAAUGCUGUGUCCUUAUUUACACGUCUGGUACCACAGGAAACCCAAAGGGUGUAAUGCUGAGCCACGAUAAUAUCACCUGGACAGCAGCCCAGGCCAGCCAUGCUGGGAACAUGAUUCCUGCCGAAAUUCAACAGGAAGUAAUUGUUAGUUAUCUACCACUCAGCCAUAUUGCUGCCCAAAUAUAUGAUCUGUGGACUGGUAUUAAAUGGGGCGAACACAUCUUCUUUGCACAGCCCGAUGCUUUAAAGGGGACGCUUGUGGACACACUGAGAGAUGUACAGCCUACAUCACACAUGGGAGUCCCAAGAGUGUGGGAGAAAGUCAUGGAACGGAUUAAGGAUGUGUCGAGUCAGGCUGGGGUUCUUCGCAGGAAGAUGUUGUCCUGGGCAAUGUCGGUCAGCUUUGAAAGGAACCAGAGUCCUGCAAGGAAUGGUGAACUGAAGCCCUUUCUCUCAACGUUGGCUGACUUCCUGGUCCUGUCGAAGAUUCGCAAGGCCUUGGGAUUCUAUCGCUGCGAAAAGCAUUUCUCAGGAGCAGCUCCAAUAUCUGCUGAAACAUUGGAGUUUUUCUUAGGGCUCAAUAUCACACUGUACGAAGCAUAUGGCAUGUCUGAGACAACAGGACCACACUUUAUGUCUGGACCAAACACCCAUAGAUUUAAAUGUUGUGGUAAGGCUGUCCCAGGGUGCCGGGUGAAACUAGUGGAUAAAGAUGACUAUGGGAAUGGUGAAAUCUGUUUCUGGGGUCGGAACGUCUUCAUGGGAUAUCUAAACAUGGAGGACAGGACAAGAGAAGUUUUUGAUGACGAGGGCUGGUUACACUCUGGAGAUAUUGGGAAGUUGGAUGAUGAUGGGUUCCUGCAGGUGACGGGAAGGAUAAAAGAGUUGAUUAUCACAGCAGGAGGUGAGAAUGUUCCUCCCGUUCCCUUAGAAGAUGUUGUAAAGAGACAUUUGCCUAUAGUCAGUAAUGCUGUAUUAAUCGGGGACAGGAGAAAAUUUUUAUCAAUGCUGCUCACCCUCAAGAGUGCAGUGGAACCGGAAACCUUGGAGCCGAUGGAUAACCUAACUCAGGAAGCUGUACUCUUCUGUCACAAUGCUGGUAGUAAGGCCAUGACGGUGUCCGAAAUCGUGGAACAGAAAGACCAGGCCGUGUAUAAAGCUAUUCAAGAAGGAAUAGAUAGGGUGAACAGAGAGGCGGUGUCCAAUGCUCAACGGAUCCAGAAAUGGGCAAUCUUAGCCAAGGAUUUCUCAAUAUCUGGCGGUGAGAUGGGGCCCACAAUGAAAAUAAAGCGACAUGCAAUCUUAGAGAAGUACAGUAAAGAAGUGGAAGCCUUUUACACCGAAUAAUGAGGUUUGUCCAUCUAAGGGUGGCACGUGAAUCAAAGUGAAUUUUCUUGUAUGCAAAUUAAUACAUAAGAACCAUGCUAAAAUGUAUCACGGUACCAAGUAUAGCCACCUUUGGACACUUAGCAGAAUCCAAGGGAUCCGAACUUACCGCUGCUGCUGUUAGAACCCUGUUUACAUCGCCAAAUAAGCUUAGAUUCUUUUUCUUUCUUUCUUUCUUAAGAGAUACAGAAAGCUGAAUUACAAUCCUUGUGUAGUGUGAUGUACACAAUAUAUUGCUGACCGUCUUGGCAUGUUUUUGCCAAUAAACUUUUUCUAAGCAACAAAA
Messenger RNA from Pelobates fuscus (common spadefoot toad), 2590 nucleotides. RefSeq names its product acyl-CoA synthetase bubblegum family member 1 (gene ACSBG1). The coding region runs from base 274 to 2265 and encodes 663 amino acids. Gene Ontology annotation, molecular function: long-chain fatty acid-CoA ligase activity. Lineage: Eukaryota; Metazoa; Chordata; Amphibia; Anura; Pelobatidae. Gene Ontology annotation, cellular component: membrane; endoplasmic reticulum. The record is from RefSeq and is a predicted model, not a curated record. The transcript has 14 exons.